UUAGAAGAAGAACUUGGUUACCCAGACCGGUUACACACAAUGGCAGACGGCAACCCAGUUAUAGUUGCAGUGGAUGGAAGUGAACACAGCAAGAAAGCCUUUGAGUGUAAGUUAUACAUGAUUACUAGACUGUCCUUUAUUAUAAAGACUUUUGUAUUUCAAAAUGCUCUGCGAAAAUCCGGGAGUUUAAUAAUUAAUGUUGCGUAUAUAUGUUGAUCACGAAAACGUGCUUCGUGACAUGAAGUUUACUUUUUAUUAAAUUUGCUUCUUUUAUUCCGCAAAAUGUUCAUGGCUCCGAUUAGCUUGAAAUAUUUGGGUGAAAAGGGAGAGUUCCUAGAUAAAAAUAUCUUUCUUUCUCGUCAAUUUACUCGCCAGACAGAUCAGACUUUACCAGUUUAAAAGUUUCAUACAAGUAACUCACUUUUUGUCCCUAAAGCUGCCAAAAAAGGGAAGCUAAGGCGCUAAUUUGAGGGCUUAGAUUCGAUUCGUUCCAUCAUAAGAGGUUGUGAAUUUUAUAAGCACUGACAUAUUGCACUUCAUUAAGUUCACUACCCAGACCCCAGGCCGGGGCCAUGUUGGAAAACAAGAAUACUCUGGGGACAAGGUUGCGGGAGGUUAAGGAGGAUCGUACCCAUUUUUCUAGGUCUCACCCCUUUGUGUUUGAUGCCUCACGACUUUGACUGUAGAGCAUGUACGGAAAAGCCACAAAGUGAAACAUGUCUAACAUUGAACUUACUUUUGUUGACAUUGCUUCUUUCUUAGCAACAGAAUAACGAUGACAUGAAAUCUACAAAUUGGCAAUUUUCUCAUAAUCUAGCAAGUAUGUUGUUUCACCCUGUGGCUUUUCUGUAGUUGCUUUGCAGCCAAAGUCAUAGAGCAUCAAACACGCAGGGGUGAGACCUUGAAAAAUUGAUGCAAGCCUCCUUCAUUAAUUUAUGUGGAGCUUCACCCCUCCAUUGCUUGGGUAGAUUUAGAGGUAGUUAGGGGAGGUAGGAAAGGAGCUGCAGCUCCCCCUUUUGGUGUUUGAAUAUGUAUCUCAUUGAUAUUGACCAGCGGGACAGUUUGGGACCAAGCAGAGAUCAUGCAAAGCCUGUGAUACACAAAGUAAUGCAUAGCAGAGAGCAGAGGUCAUGAAACUAAACAUAGCCAAUAAAUAAAAUAUUUUAGUGGAAAUAUGGCAUGAAUCACAGAACCUCACAAAGCAAACAAAACAAAACAAAAAAAGGAAAAAACAAAACAAAACAACAAUGACAAAAAAUAAUCCUCUGAGAGGACAUGAACUUACUGGCAUUCAAUAGCCUGUACUCCACUAAACAAGCGCAGAAAUUCCAUACUGAUGACUUGUCACUACCCAGAUCUGGGUAGUGACGAGUCAUAAGUAUGGAAUUUUGGUGCUCGUUUCUCAGAGAUGUUAUUUUGUGGGAAAACCAUCAGUGGUGGCUUCGCGAAAUGUCGUCUGUUUUCUCCUAAUACAGUAAGCUGUUGUAAAGUACAUUUCAAUCAAACCAAUAAUUUUCAUUGGGUAUUGACAUUAUGCCUUUCUUGUUCCAUCUUGCAUAAAAGUUUUCAUAGUAUUAUUAUUUGGAAAUAAAUCAAUGAACUUAUAGCUUAUAAUUUCUACUUUCAGGGUACUGUGGAAAUUAUCACAAGCCAGAUGACCAGAUUGUUUUUGUACAUGCCAUCGAUUCUGACAAAAGACCAAUCAUUAUGCAUCCCCGUAUGUAUAUAAUAUUUAAGAAUAUUAUUGAACUGUAGGACCGUGUUUCUUUUAAUUUUUACAGCAUUAUUUGAAUUUUUCUUAGAUGGGAUGUCAUAUCGUGAAAGUUACACAAGCUGGUUUGAGAGGUGCAAAAGUGAUGAAGAGCACAUGAUGAGCUCAUUUGCUGACAUUUGCAGAAAUAAAAAGGUAUCAUUAAACCCUAAAGUGGUUACACUGUGAAAAUUUGGGUGGGUGAAGCAAGGAGCGAGGAGAGACAGCUGUAUUUGCAGGCUAUGGAUCAGGGCCGAGUUGUUCAAAGCUGGGUUAAGAUAACCCAGGGUUAGUGCAAGAUUUGAUUUGAUUUAAAAUUUAAAAAGCAUUUCAGUUUUAAUUUUUUUUGUCUACAAGUUGAUGAUUGGAAGCUCUUAAAAUAACAGAGAAAAUUAUCUGAGAAAAGGAAACUAGGGUUAAAUUUAACCCCGGGUUAAGCGCUAAUCAGCCUUUGAACAACUGGGCCCAGCCUACAAAAAUAGUGAAAAAUCAUUCCCAAUUUCAGGCCCAGCUAUUAUAAAUUUGUUUUAGAGAGGACAAAUGCUUAUACCCAACACCUGACCAGAAUCAGUGGUUAUCAAACAUUAUAUCUAGAUACAAAUUCGGAUUUCAGACCCGAAGGAGUGAAAAACAACACACUUUGGCACAUAUCAUUAAUAAUAAUACCCACGCAUAUGUAGUUAAUACAAGAGUUUUGAAGCCAGGGGCUGAAUUUUUCGGUGUCUUGUUAUUAUAUAUUCUGGGUUAACUAUUGAAAGAGUAUGAGUCAUCAUCCUCAGCUGUGCUAUUCAUCCUUCAAACAAUUUGAUGCAGAGGGUUUUGGGUUAAUUGUUUCACUGAAGUCUGGAGAUUAUGCACGAUUUUCUCUGCAGGUACAGUUAUAAGGUCCCCUUGGUGGACCUUAUAACUGUACCUGCCAAGAAAGCUGAGCAUUUAAUUCACAUGGAUUAAAAGUGUAGAGAAAUAGUGAAGACAGAAUUGCUUUAAUUUAUAUUUCUUUAGUUUGAAGAUGUAGUCAAGAAAGUAGAAUUAAGUAUUAUGAUGAUAACCAAAACAAAUGAAAACAACUCAUGGCAAUAUAAUUUAUUUUAAUAAUAAUUAUUAAUAAUUUAAUAUUACUAAACUUGAGUAAAAACUUCACUGCAUAUAAUACAGUUUGAACAUCUCUACAACCACAAUUCAGUCUGUAAUUCACUCUUCUAUUCAGGGAUUUUGAUAUUUCGCACGGUCGUGGAGCCGAAAAAAAUUCAGGUAAAUUCACGAAAAAUGCAAAAUACUGCGAAAUUCGAUAGAAAUCUUAUGAAGUACAUGUCUCUACAACAUAUUUGAAACUUGUCUCAGCUAUUGGGGCUGUCUACUUGCUGUAAAACUUGCAAAUUUAUCUUGAAACUUUUUCACUGAAACGUGGAAACAACGUCCCAAAACUACAAUAUUGGUGUAGAUUGUGUUGCGAAAAACUGGGCACUAGCGAUGAUGUUAAAGGCUUUGCCAUUAGUUCAUAUCUGAAGUAUAUUGUUAAUGAAAGAGCAAGUGAUGACCUCUGUUAGUAAAACGUUAAAAAUGCUGGUCUGAUCAGCGCAAAACUGAUCAAUUUCUAGCGAAAGUUGCCCCAAAAAUAACCACAAAAUCAGCUGUAUUUUACUGAUUGCUUUUCACCGAAGUUUGCCCCGAAAAUUCCCGCAAAAUCAGUAGAUUUUUCCACGAAUUUGUCCCUAAAAGUCCCCCGAAAUUUGACUUUUGUUCCUGCGACCUGUCAGAAGCCCUGUCUAUUUGCCCACAGAAUAAAGAAAAUGACUUGUCUUACAUUUUUGUUAUAUGCUGUCUUUGUGUCACUCAUGUAGUGCAACUGUAAAAAGGUAAAUUGAUUGCACUUAAAAAGAAUGAUGUUUAGUAUCAACCUCAGAUAAUGCAAAAAAUGAUUUAUGUAGUCCAUGCUGUUUUUUACAUGUGCUCUUAACUCAAAGCAGGAGAAUGUUAUUUUUGUAUUUAUCAUUACCAUAAUUAUUAUAUUAUUAUUAUUAUUAUUAUUACUUAUUAUUACGUUGCAUUUGUCUAGUUCUUUUGGAACAAUACUGUCAGUGUUUUUUCUUUAUAGUGUUUACCAAAAGAGGAUCAGGUUACAGAUGAACAAGGUCCUCUUAGGAGGGAGGGGGGAGGGAGAUAUGUUAGUCCCUAGUCUGAAUUUCAAAACUGGUUGUUUUGCAUUUUGAGGUGGCGGUCAUUAUCGUGUUUGCUGCGGCAGUUUCAACCAAUCUUCAUGUCGUUUGUUGCCAUUUCUUCUGUCUUUCAAGGCCAUGUCACUUGCUGGAAUUUUACCCUAUAAGGCCCUCGCUCUCAACACAAAAGCAUGACCUGACUGUGCCACUAUUGACAAAAGCUGAAAAUAAAAACAUUGUACUAUUGUUACCAUUCAUGUCUUUAUUCAAUUCUUGUAAGCCAUUGACUUUAAUUCAAAAUGGAAAAUUAUUUGAUACCCAUGUUUGUUGUCACAUGCAGUAAAUAAAAAGGCACAGUUCACAGCUGUGCUCCAACAGUGCCCAGUGGCCCGGCUGGCACCUUUUAAUUACUUUUACUCUUGGGAGUCUAAGAAAUCUUAGUUUAUUCAUAGAAGUUGUAUGCUGGGGACCCUGGAUUUCACAGGUUUAGAGCACUGGACUCCAUUCAGGUUAUCUAAGAGCACAGUAGCCUUGCCACUGAACAUGCAAAAUUAAGGAAGGAACACUCCCUAGCAAAUUGUAAAACAGCCCAAAUAAAUGAAUCCAAACUGGUUUUGUUCUGUUUAACUGUUACUAGAUGAACUUCAAGCUGGUUACAGAUGUUGGUAGACCUGGAGAAGUGAUUUGUCAGACAGCAAAAAGAGAAAAAGCCAAUCACAUUGUGAUGGGUAGUCGAGGAUUAGGGACUGUACGACGCACACUUCUUGGUAGCGUUAGUGACUACACACUACACCAUGCUACUGUCCCAGUUUCAGUUGUGCCACCAUUGUGCCAAGAUUAGGCAGAAGUUCAAUUAGAUACUUACACUGUAUCUUUAUUCAGUGAAUUUACUUUUAUUAGUUAUCCUGUGAAACAAUGGAAAAUAUUGUUACCGAUUUGUUAGUGACUUUAUAUUGUACACUGCUACAGGACAGCCUUAUGCAGUAUUUUGUGUAUUGGUUCUGAAGAAAAAAUGAAAGAUACUCUGUGUGUAUACUGGUAGUAUAAAUCUGUUUUCUGCAAUUCUUUGGAGAAGAAAUUUUCAUAGCUCAUUUUACCUACCAGAGACAUUGAGGAUUCUUUCUUUCUUAGCUGUUCCAUGAGUUGUGGUAAUAGAAAAAUAAAAUACCGUAAAUUCCGAAAAUAAGCCCUGGGGCUUAUAUUUUUCAAAGGCCCUUUUGGAGGGGCUUAUGUACAGAGGGAAAUUUGCAUUUCAAAAUUGAUUGGGCUAGCUUGUGGUGGGAAGGAAAUUUACCAUUUUUAUUUUGUUUUACUUUGUAUUCGAGGGCAAAUUCCAAGUACAACCCCUCCGGGGGGCUUAUAUUCAGAGGGGUGAUUCAUCGGAGGGAUUUUUGCGUUUCGAUUUUGGGGGCUUAUAUUUGGAGGGGCUUAUACAUGGAGGGGCAUAUUUUCAGAAUUUUACAGUAGAGAGAAAAUUUAAAGUUUUUGAGGUAAAUAAAUAUUGUGAUAUUUUGCUCAUUUUCAGUGCAUUUUUCUGUGGAAACGUUUAGUUGGAAAACACAUUUUUCAGUUUCUUAUAUGAUAGGACAGGAGAAUAUUGCAAUUCAGUAUCACAUAAUUAUUGAGGAUAUUGCUCCAUAAGUAUUAUCGUUAAAGGGCCAUUCUAUUGAGAAUAAAUCAAGUAAUGAGUAAAACAUAUCCAGAGUCCUAAAGCCUCUUAGUUAGUAGGUAGUCUAACUGUUACCUCUGGUUGUUUGUUAUAUUUAAUAUACAAGUAUAUUUACAGCGGUAUACAUUUACAUUUUUUUGAUGGCUGGGUUCAAUAGAAUAGAAUAGAUGCCUUUAAUAAAUUCAAAAGAUAAAAAUACAUAUCUCAAGUUACAAGUUAAACAAAUAAAAAAAAGUUAAGAGCUC
Molecule: messenger RNA, 5820 nt
Organism: Porites lobata
Lineage: Eukaryota; Metazoa; Cnidaria; Anthozoa; Scleractinia; Poritidae
Source: the annotation of a GenBank genome assembly